Serpula lacrymans var. lacrymans S7.9 is the source of this 2703-nucleotide messenger RNA. RefSeq lists its product as uncharacterized. The transcript has 8 exons. Lineage: Eukaryota; Fungi; Basidiomycota; Agaricomycetes; Boletales; Serpulaceae. The coding region runs from base 1 to 2703 and encodes 900 amino acids. The record is from RefSeq and is a predicted model, not a curated record.
AUGUCUCUUUCUGAAGAGGAGGAGGAUGCCUAUCAUCGUACUCAGGAUCAGAAAGUCAUUGAAAAUAUUGGGGAUUUUGAUCCUUCGAAGAGGAGCAUGCUUCCAAAUGCUCUCGCCAUGGUCACAUUGGAGAAAGCGUGGAUCAAGAAAGAGUUCAAGGAUAUAAGGAAUCGAGAUAUAUUACGCCUUCCGAGUCAAAUUAGAGAAACUAAAGAGAAAUCUCAGUCGCAUAAGGAAUUAGUGGUCAAGUCGGCUUGGAAUAAGGAAUACACAGGGGAAAUGCACACACUUCUCUUUGACAAUAUUAAUGCCAUGAACCGCCGCUCAACUUACUCUGGCUUUGCAUCGAUAGUCCAGAGUUCGGGCACGGGGAAGUCGCGGAUGGUCCACGAACAGGCUAAGCUCGUCUUCACUCUCCCCUUCAAUUUGCGCAUUAUGCCUUAUCCUGGGCCCGACAACAAUGUCCGCCAAUUCCUCGUCGGAUUUCUGUCUAACCCCGGUGGACAGGGGGUUUCGAUGGCCAAGAUAAACAUAACCCUUUUUCUAGGAAAAAUCUAUCAGUUAGCCGCUGAACGACUCAGCUUGCUGCUGAAUGGUGGCCGAAUGAAGCGCCAAGAACUUGCCGAGCGCUGGUACAAUUAUCUUCAGGCUAAAGGAAACCGUUCAACGCUUUAUGAAGCUGCCCUAAAAGGUACCAAGGAAUACCUAUUACACUCGGUAUCCUCCUGCAAGAACAAUGGGGAAGAUAUCAAGUCGAAAACGAAGGAGUGGCUUGUUAAACUCGUCGGAACCAUCACGGAACAUAUAACUGAUGACGUUCCGGAUGAUCAAUGUGUGAAGGUUAUGCUGUACUUUGAUGAAGCUCAUGCAUUGAUACCUUCAUCUGACCAGGAGCCACAGAUCAAUGUUCUUGAAGUACUGCAGUCGUGUCUGGCUGAUACGCAUAGGAGAGCCCAUUUUGCCUUGUUCUUGUCGACGGUGUCCAAACUACAAGACUUUGCACCUGUACAGCACCUGGCCAACUCUGCACGUGCUCGAGUGCCCGGCCCGCUCCAGGCACCGAUAACAGAGGUGCCAUUCGAUUGCUGGUCAGGCCUCCCAAUUUGUCCCCACCUUUACAAAUUGGGUGAUCUUUCAAAAAUUAGGUUUAUGGCUCGGUUCGGUAGACCUCUUUAUUGGGCUCUACUGAACGAGUCGGUUCCUGACACCAAGAUUGUUGGUCGCAAUGUUCCUGAAAAACUACCGCCAGUAGAGAAGCAGCUGAAGGAAAUAAUUGUACUUUUAGAUGUGCGGCUCUUGCUUAAUUACGAGCUAUACCGUGACAUGACUAUCAAUCACGAGGCCAACCUGGUGGCGAGCCACAUGCGUAUGAAUUACUCCAUCCCAGAAACUCGAGAGUAUCUUCGCUCUAGCUAUUCUUCCGAGUUUAUUCUGGCUGAGGCAGCCGCUAGGAAUUUGGAAAUGUAUUGCGACAAUUUUACGGUGAUUUUGAAAGCCCUGGAAAACGAAUUCAAAUCUGGUCUGCUGGACAAGGGAGCGAUGGGUGAACUUGUCGCUCGCUUGCUCCUCAUCUUUGCGUAUGAUCGAGCCAUUAGAAAUAGUUACUCCACCAAACCCCAAAACUACAGUCAGGGUGUCAGGUUAAUCGACUUCCUGAAGGCAUUAUUCUCCGAAACUUGGAUGGACGAAAUCAUGCGGUGCAUUCCAGACAAUGUGUCCAGUGAAGUCACGUUAAAAGACAUGUUCAAGGAGUCGUACAUUCGUUUCACGCAUUUUGGGAAGAUGGUAGACGACACUGGCACGACAACAGAGGCAAUGUAUGCUGCGUUCCUCAGGGGCAUGGCGAUCAUCACGCGAGACAAUCAGCAGGGCGUGGAUAUCAUGAUUCCUAUUCUCAUGUGGGACAAAGAGCUUUGCGAAUAUGUCAUGACUGCGAUACUUAUCCAAGUCAAGUGGCGCAUCUGUGCAGGAUCUAUCAACGCAUACUUGAUUAACCAGAGAGACAUCAACUUAUUUCCUGACGACUGCAUUUCCAAAGAAGUUCAGAAUGAUGUUCAAUCCGAUCCCUACUUUGAGUUCACCUUGGAGAGACCUAGAGAGAACUCUGGUGAGCCAGUGCGUCCUUACAUCAGUCUAAUAUUGGAGCUGGGAGUUCAGCCGAAGCUGCCUCGUGGAUCUGGUAUAAACUCCCAAGUUUACAAAAAUCUUGCCAAAAAGACUGCUCCAAGGGUAGUACAGUCAGUCCAGAUUGUUGAGAGAGGUUCACAUUCUACUGCCAAGAGACAAAAACUGGACCAUUUAGAUACACUGUCGAAGAUUCACGUCAUCAAAGGAGGGAAAAUUCGCCAUCACCACGACCUUCAUCCCCGUUACAACAUCUUUGCUUACGGCUGCUCGAGUACCGUUUAUAGAGCCAUCGAUGGCACGGAUAAAAAUGUCUUGGCUAAACUUCUUCGUAUUCAUGAUCUCCUUGCGGAGCAUCCUCGCCAGGACUCAAGAUCACUCGAAGCUGUUCGAAGGAUGAAGCCGUUUUGGAGUGCUGGAGAACCGAGUUAUCACUGGCUCGAAAGUAACCUGUUGAACCCUAAAAACGCAAUGAAUGUUGAUGAGGAAGAUGAGGGAGGUCAACUGGCUGGCUUCGUCGUUACGGGUUCCAUGGAGGAUACUGACACAUCGGCCUAUGACGAUGUGUUUGAGACUUAA